CCUCGUCCUCCUCCUGCUGGCGCCCCUGGGAGAAGCCGCGGCCAGCUUCCUCAGGGUCGCCGACGGCAUGGACACGACCGCAGCCGGCGAGAGGGUCAGCGGACUCACGGUCACGGACUGCGGCUUCAGGUGCUUCAGUGCGGGUCGGAGCGCGUGUCGGGGCUUCGUGUGGCGGCCCAUCGUCGACGCUUCCUUUUACGACCAGUACAACGGCAGCAGAAAUGGCACCUCAGAGGACGACAGUGCCACGACCGCCUAUACGCCGCUGGUGGGGUCGUCUGGCACCGGUCGCUGUGGUCUCAUGAAGUGCGUGCCGCCCCCCUCGUCCCUCACGCAGGCACCUGGCGCUCAGAUCUACCUCAUGACUGGCACCAACGCUGUGGCUUACGGCUCGAUCAUGGUCCCCCCGAGCUACAGCAUGGCCUGUACCUUCGCCUACCGAAUCUACGACAAAGUCCAGCUGAAUUACACGGAAGCGGAGAUGCAGUGCCAGAGGGACCGUGCUCGGCUCAUUGCCAUUAAGACGUCUGAGCAGCAGCGCAUCAUGACGGGGAAGACUUCGCGCAGUGAGGCCUACUGGAUAGGCCUGGACGACAGGGACACCGAGGGGGAGUUUGUCAUGUCAGGUGGCACCAAGCCCACGUACCUGAACUGGGACAGCGGACAGCCCAACAACUACGUCAAAUUCGAGAAGGACCAGGACUGCGUCAUGCUGUUCCAGGGGACUUGGAAUGACAAUCAGUGCGAUCAGAUGCUGCGGUUUAUCUGCGAGAUCCCUUUUCUGGAAUUCUAAAAAAAAAGAAAAAAAAAAGAUGAUCUCUUUCUCUGUACUCUUUUUUCUUAUACUCUCUCUCUCUCUCUC
Molecule: messenger RNA, 862 nt
Organism: Penaeus indicus
Lineage: Eukaryota; Metazoa; Arthropoda; Malacostraca; Decapoda; Penaeidae
Product: macrophage mannose receptor 1-like
Exons: 5
Coding region: 68-793 (241 amino acids)
Molecular function (GO): signaling receptor activity
Source: RefSeq, a predicted model, not a curated record